Molecule: messenger RNA, 1263 nt
Organism: Bipolaris maydis ATCC 48331
Lineage: Eukaryota; Fungi; Ascomycota; Dothideomycetes; Pleosporales; Pleosporaceae
Molecular function (GO): protein binding
Source: RefSeq, a predicted model, not a curated record
AUGCCCGGAUUACUGUCUCUUCCCACUGAGCUCUUGCAGCAAAUUGCUUCUUCAUUGCCCUGCUCUUCAGCCCUUAAUUUACUGAGUGUCAACCACCAGCUACGCAAAGCAUGUAGCGACCGUCUAGUCUUCCAGCAAAUUGCAAAACGCGAUCUAAACUACUCUCCCCUCUCCAAAUGGGGAUUCCACGAUAAUGUGAUACUAAUCGAAGACGACAACCCCAUUCUAACAUCAACCUCGCUGUCCGAGAUAAUCCGCCUAGCCUUCGCAGCCGAAAAAUGCAUCAAAUCCUCCACGAAAAAAUCUGACGCCUGGAUCUUCAAGGUCCAAAAGCACACCAAGAGAUUGGAUAUUCUCGACUGGCUUCCCCACAUGGUAGCCUUGGAGCAUUCCGCCAUAACAUCCCUAAAACCCGAACCCUUUCUCACACUGUACGAUGAAAUGCUCACCUACAAUGCCUCCGAAAACGAUCUCAUCGCCACAAACUUCAUGAUAACAUGCACGUUACUCCACCAACUCCGAUACGUCAUCAAUGCGGAAAAACAAGUCAAGAAACCACUGGAUAAGCACUUCGAAGCAAACCCCGGCAGGUCCACAUUAUCUGACGCAGAUUCAAUCACACACCUCCGCACCCGCAUACGCAGAUACGGCAGGUUUGCACCACCCUUCCAACUCGACCAGGCCACCGCUUUACUCCCUACUUUCCUCCUAGAACUAGCUGUGUACCGCCUUUUCCCAGAGCAACUGCGGCGCCAGCUCCCAUCGGUAUCAUGCAUAGGCUUUAAAUCGCUGAUGCGGAUCCCCCCAGUAUUUUCACAGAAUGCUGCUACUCAAUCGUUUGCACAGUGCCACGUGGAGAAAAUGGUGACGCCCGAGUUUCUGGGCGCAAAGUGGAUGGGGUAUUACUCGGAGCAGAGGGGCACAGUGCAUGCGCGCUCAUUCGAUCCGCCUAUGCGCGAUAUCAACAUCGUGGCGUGUGCGCCCGAGGGUGCGUCGGAUGUGGCUGCUGUGAUUGACCGCGAGACGAGGGGUGUAGAUGCGCAUGGGGAGUUCUCGCUCCAGGGCCGCGUCAAGAAGAAUGGGCAGGUGGAGCUGGUGAAGCGGUAUAUUGUGAGUGGGUGGACGUGGCCGUGGAUAGGUUGCUUGACGCCGUUUGGUAUUGUGGGGACGUGGGGAGACGAGUCGGACGAGUCGGACGAGUCUGAUAGUUUUGGGGGCUACUUUUGGAUUUGGAAGGAGGACUGGUGUGAUGGGGAUAGGUGA